AAAACGAGCCCUGGGCUCCACCACUCCAAUCGCUCUGGUCCUGCGUGUCUCGCCCCCUCUGCUGUAGAAAAGCGUACAUACGGAAUCCCACACCAUGUCGGCGACGCAGAAAAUCGCAGUCCACUCGCUGCAAGAUCUCAAGAGCACCACCGACGAUGCGCUGCCCAAUUACCUCAACAGCCUCAAGUUCAAGCAGAUCCACACGCAGACCGACAUCCGCCUCGUCCUGGGCUACACGGCCGUGGCCAUUGCAGGCGCCCUGUUCUACUACGACUGGAAGUUUGGCUGGGAGGCCAGCAAGCCGUUUACCCUGCCCGCCGUGGUAGCGUAUUUCGUGCUCAACAGCGCCUUUAGCUACUGGCUGUGGUUUGUCGAGAAGGGCGUUGUGUACGAGGGCGAGGGCAAGACGGGCAAGAUCAGGAUAUCGUCAUGGACUAAAAAACACAUUCCCAUCUAUGAAUGCGACGUCGUCUUCACGCCUGCGCCCUACGCCUCGAACCCCAAGCAAACGAUCCACAUCCGUGCCGCCAUGACGCGCUGGUUCACCUCGGACGGCUACUUUGUCGCAAAGUCGUUCCAGCAGUGGCUUGCGUCGGAGAUUCCCGUGGUUGGCGCCGCAGACCCGAACAAUGUUGUCGAGGAGAUUGGCAGGGGCAGUGCGGCGGCGGGCAUGGAGCAGACACUCAAUCUGAACAGCUCAAAUGCCGCGGAUAUCCUGCAGCAGCUCAAGGCGAGUGGUGCCCAGUUUGCCAGCGGCGAGGCCCAGAGGCGGAGGUAGAGACGGCCGAGUGCGCGUUUAUCUACGACUAUCUGGAAAGGAUGCUCACGGGUGUUGGACAUUGGUACUUUUUCCACAGCGCAAGUUCUCCAGUCAAGGCGUCUGCAUGUCUCGAGUAUUUCCACACUGAUUUCAGCCUGUUGCCAAUGUUAGAGAAAAGCAGCAUUAAACAAUAUUGAUACCAUUUGCGCUACCUAGGAAUGCUAUGCGACGAUUUGGCCAAUGCAGAACGCCUCCGAAUGCAGAUAACAACACCAAC
Molecule: messenger RNA, 1037 nt
Organism: Exserohilum turcica Et28A
Lineage: Eukaryota; Fungi; Ascomycota; Dothideomycetes; Pleosporales; Pleosporaceae
Exons: 3
Coding region: 95-778 (227 amino acids)
Biological process (GO): protein targeting to ER
Cellular component (GO): signal peptidase complex; membrane
Source: RefSeq, a predicted model, not a curated record